AUGAUUUGGACGCUUAUUCUGGGCCUGUUGGCCGUUUACUUCAUUACAUUAAUUUUCCAACUGAUUCACAACAUUCGUCUGGUGAAGACCACAGGUCUACCCUACACCUGGUUCCCUAUAUCCGAGUUCAGCAUUCCCCUUAUCAGUGUCUUCAGUACAAAUCUGGUGCCGUAUAUCGUGAAUUGGCUGCCCGCGGGCCUGGCCGAUGUGUUGAAUGACUGCACGGUGAAUUAUCGAUGGAUGGUGAAAGACCGACUGUCCAAGAAGCGGGGAUCAGUGCAUCUGGUCGCCACACCGACGAGUAUUAGCUGCCAUGUCGGAGACGCCGAGGUGAUAUCUCAGAUCUGCAGUCAGCGACAGAGUUUUCCCAAGCCCGUGUGGCAGUAUGACUUGCUAGAGUUGUAUGGGCCGAAUGUCCUCACGUGUGAGGAUAAGCAAUGGGUCCAUCAUCGACGCCAUACCGCGUCCACAUUCAACGAGAAUAGCAACCACCUCGUGUGGCGAGUGACUGUGCAACAGGCCCUGGAAAUGAUAGAAUACUGGCGGGAGGAACAUGCCACCGAUCCCUCAGGUGAACGGGUCUUGCUGACGGCCGCAAAGACGGACAUUCUGAAACUGACUCUGAAUGUCAUCUGUGGUGCCGGAUAUGGUGUCUCGCUACCUUUCAGACCAGCGAUUAGAGCUAGCCUCACCGACGAGUUAGAAGCUCACUUCAACGACACAGAUACACCCCCGGCAGGGUUCAGUUUUACCUUUCGGCAGGUAAUGGAGCACAUGAAUACGUAUCUUAACCAGGUUAUUCUGGCGAAUAUGAUGCUUCCAAAGUGGAUUACUCACACAUUUAAGCCGUUGUUUGGGAAAAAUGUCCUCAUAUACGAGGACUUGGGACGAUAUCUCGAAGCAAUGAUUAAGACUACUAAAGUAGGAAAAAAUGUCGUUUACACCAACAACCUCUUGCAUGGCAUAACCAUGUCUCAGCAAAAAGAAGAUAAGCUGACGGACGCCGAAAUCCGCGGUAACCUGCACAUUUUUACUGUAGCAGGGCAUGAAACAACAGCAACGACUUUGCGAUUUGCACUGGUUCUUCUAUCCGUUCACCCUGACAUCCAAGAAUGGACAUACGAAUGUAUAAAAGAAGCAACCGGCGACCAGUCUUCGAACCCAAAAGACUGGGAAUACUCAGUUAUUUUCCCUCGACUAGUCGCCCCGUUAUGUGUAAUGCUCGAAACCAUGCGUCUAUACCCACCCGUGGUAUCUAUCCCAAAAUGGACCGGCGAGUCAUCCGCGACCAUCACGCACAAGGGAAAAACCUACUCCCUCCCACCAAAGCUCAACAUAAACCUGAACGCAAAUGCCCUGCACUACUCAGAGGAAUACUGGGGUCCAGACGUAUCCUCAUUUAACCCUCACCGAUGGGACAAGUCAAACCCAGAUAGUUUCCUUGCGCAGAAUGACGGCAAAUCUGGACUCUCGGGGCCGGGGAUUGAAUUCAACAGCAUACACAAGCCAUUACGGGGCGCAUUCAUCCCCUUCAGCGAUGGAUUCCGCGCAUGCGUGGGAAAGAGAUUUGCGCAGGUAGAGUUCGUGGCUGCUUUGUCGGUGAUUCUUAGUCGGUAUCGUGUUUCACUGGCCAGGUUAAGCAAGGAUGAAAGUGAGGAAUCUAUGCAAAAAAGAGCACAUCGGACAUUACAGGAUAGCGUGACGGUUUUGACAUUGGGCAUGAAACAAGAUAUACCACUUAUUUUUGAGCAGAGACUGUAG
Messenger RNA from Aspergillus tanneri, 1761 nucleotides. RefSeq names its product cytochrome P450. The record is from RefSeq and is a predicted model, not a curated record. The transcript is spliced from 4 exons. Gene Ontology annotation, molecular function: monooxygenase activity; iron ion binding; oxidoreductase activity, acting on paired donors, with incorporation or reduction of molecular oxygen. Bases 1 to 1761 code for a protein of 586 amino acids. Lineage: Eukaryota; Fungi; Ascomycota; Eurotiomycetes; Eurotiales; Aspergillaceae.